UCUUGUUUGCCCUCCUUCUGCUGUGGGUGUGGCGCUCCUCCAUCUGGUCUGCGUGACUCCUUGUAGGAUGUCAGGGUGUCGUAAGAGACGGGCUCAGCUGGAGACACCAUCUGUCUGAGCUCCGGUCUGCAGGACGGCGUCCAGGAGGUAAACAACCACACCAGGUAGGGAGCAGCACCAAGGAGGAAACCAGCCAGGGAUCAGCGGCUGAAACCAGGACUCUGAUGGGAUUUUAACGGCAUGUGGCAGAGCUGAGUCACUCCAGCCAGCAGCGCCAUGGAAAAAGAGUUGGGAAAUUUUCCAUUCCGUCUGUGGAUUUCAGCGGCUCAUUUGGAUCACUGAGAGCUGCUUCCACUUGUCGGAGGAACUUGUGGAAAGGAUUCAUUGGUUUACUUUCGCCAAACUGGAGGAUAAGGCUGAAACAGUAAAGUGAAGUUUCCUUGCUAAUAAUCCUUUAAAGUUGCAUGCUGGAAACAAUGAAAUAAUUUAACAAAUGACUAAUAAUCCUCUCUGAAAUCUCAGAUUGAAUCAAAUGGAAAAGCCAAGAACUUUAAGUAGCCCAAUGGAGGCAGAAAAUGCAGAUUUACUGACAAAUGAUAACAGCAAAAUGAAGUUUGAAGACGCUUCUGACCCGUUCAAUGAUUCUGAAUGCUAUUUCACAAAAUCUUUGCAAAGUGAUGUGUCUUUUACAGAAAAAGAAACAAGGAAACAGUACAUCCUAGAGGAACAGAAAACUUGGAUUGAAAGCACUAAAAUUGCUUCCAAUACGGAGAGUUGGAUGCCAAAUAACGAUCAGAUUAACUUUGCAGUUGAAGACAAAGUUAAUAACUGCAAAGAAGUUGAUCUGUCACUGGACAAAUUUGGAAUAAAUGAAGCCAUUUCCCCAAAAUGUCCCCAAAACAAUAAGCGUGACGUAAAGGAGACUGAAAAUAAUGGUGCACAUUUUCAGGAAGACUGUUUCCCACUUGUGCAUUCUGCAGUGGAAACCAAACAUCCUAUGAUAAUUGUAAAACCUUUGAUUUUUGCUGUUGAAGAACAGGAACCAGAGUUGGAGGAUGCUGAAGGUAAAGAGAAGAGGAAACAUUCUGAAUAUGAAGAACAAGACGCCUUUGCACGUCUCCUUUCCAGCCCAAAUGAUGUUCCACUUCAUAUUAAUAAACAAACUGUUAAUCCUCCGAUUGGGUCAACUCUGACUAGAGCUACUUUCUCUCCAGGAUGCCCAACAGACAAAAAGGUCGCGCUCCCGGCUCUGUUCAGUGGCCUGCGGGUCUUGAGGAAGGGAAUCGGUGGGCCUGAGAACGGCACAACCACUCAAACCAAACAGAGUCCUCCGUUUGCAAAAAAUCCAGUUUUCACAGAAAAACAGAGCGACACAAAGACCCAGAACGGAUUUCUGGACAUCAGGAUCCAGUUGGAUGGAAAUGAUGAAUGUCCAGAGAGUAAGAGGAGAGAACCUCAAGCAGAAGAAGAUACAAAACCAGUCGAGCCGACCAGACCUCUGUCGAGCGCGGAAGCUGCUUUCGAUGCUUUCAAGGCCUUUUUCACACCAAAACCUCUGAAGAAAGACUCGACAGAGAGGAUCGACCUGGAGGCAGUGAGGAAGAAGUUGAGAAACGAUAAAGAUGUGCUAAGAACAAUUUUUGAGAGAACCUCCAAAACAACACUAGAGAAGAACAAUGCAUGUGAUGAAAAAUCAGAGACACCCACAGCAGGAGAAGGAGAGGAAAAAACUCCUGGUCGUCUGCAAGCCGUGUGGCCACCUCUCAAGGAAGAAAAGGUUGGCCUGAAGUAUACAGAAGCAGAGCACCAGGCUGCUCUCCUGCAGCUGAAGAGAGAAUGCAAACAGGAUCAGGAGAAGCUACAGGAGGAUUAUGAGCGUCAGCUCUGCAAACUGAGGGACGAAAACAGAGACAAUGUUGCUCGCCUGGAGUUGAUGCUUGAGGAACUACAAGUCUCACAGGUUUGGAGCCAACAUCCCGAUGGGCUCAAAGAUGCUGCCGUUUCCACAGCCGACGGCUUGUUAGACAAAUCCUUCCGCAAUGUUAGCAUCCAGACUGACCGAGAAAACUUCAUCAUAAGUCCUGAAGAUGGUGACAUCAUCACGACAACCUGCUCGAAUCUUCAGCAGUCAAUGGGAGCCUCCAAAAAUCCAGACAUGGUUUCCACAGAAGUUUUGUCUUCUUCUUCUGCGGUUUCAACGUUACCUCAGAGUCAUCCUCCUAAUUCUCAGAAACAACAUAGUUUGUCUCCUCCUCCACCGCCUCCACUACCACCACCAGGUGUCGCUCACCCACCACCUCCUCCACCACCACCAGGUGUCGCUCACCCACCACCUCCUCCACCACCGCCAGGUGUCGCUCACCCACCACCUCCUCCACCACCACCAGGUGUCGCUCACCCACCACCUCCUCCACCAGCAGGGGGAGUCAUUGCCGAAAAACCUCCACGGAAGCGGGCAGUGGAACCUUCCCGAGCCAUGAAGCCGCUUUACUGGACCAGAAUCCAGAUCCAAGAUGACAAUAACCACUCGCUGUGGAACAUGUUAGAGGAACCACACAUAAACGGCAAUGAGUUUGAGGAUCUCUUUGCUAAAACAAUGACGAUGGAGAAAAGGAAGCCGCUGUCUCAGGCCUAUGAGAAGAAAGCAAAAGCCAAAAAGAUCAUUAAGCUGCUGGACAGCAAACGCUCUCAAGCUGUGGGCAUCCUCAUAUCCAGCCUCCAUUUGGAGAUGAAAGAUAUUCAGCAAGCUGUUCUGACUGUGGAUCAUUCUGUGGUGGACCUGGAUGCCAUUGAAGCCCUUUAUGAAAAUAGAGGUCAACCGGAGGAGUUGGAGAAGAUCAGGAAGCACCGCGAAUCGUCUGAGGAAGAUGAUGUCAAACUGCUGGACAAACCUGAGCAGUUCCUGUAUGAACUGUCUCAGAUUCCAGACUUUCCUGGGAGAGCUUGCUGCAUGAUCUUCCAGUCGACCUUCACCGAUGGGAUUUCCUCAGUUAAACGCAAGCUGAGCUCCGUCUCAUGUGUCUGCAAGGUUCUGCUGGAGAGCAGCGGUGUCAAGGAAGUGAUGGGACUGGUGCUGGCGCUGGGAAACCACAUGAACGGAGGCAGCAAGAUCAGAGGCCAGGCCGACGGAUUUGGUCUGGAAAUCCUCCCGAAACUGAAAGAUGUCAAAAGCAGGGAUAACCGGAUCAGCCUGGUGGACUACGUAGUAUCGUACUACCUGCACAACGUGGACAAGAACGCUGGAACAGAAAAGUCCAUGUUUCCUCUCCCUGAGCCUCAGGACGUCUUCAUGGCAGCUCAGGUCAAAUUUGACGACCUUUACCGAGAUCUGAGGCAGCUUGAACAAGACUUGACAAGAUGCGAGAAAAAUGUUCAUAGAGUCUGUUCAGAGUCUUCUGAAGAACACCUGCAGCCCUUUAAGGACAAGAUGGAAGUUUUUGUUUUAACUGCUCAAAAGGAGCAUGCAGAAGCUUCCUAUCAGCUGAUGACUGUGCAAAAAACCUUCCAGGAUGUUGCUCUGUACUUCGGACUCAAACCCAAACCCGGAGAGAAGGAGGUGACGACGGGUCACCUCUUCAUGCUGUGGUUUGAGUUCAGCGCCGACUUCAAGGCCCGAUGGAAGAGGGAGAACAAAAACAUCUCAAAAGAAAGAUUAAAAGAGGCUCAGAUGACAGUGAAGAGGAUCACUGGAGAGAAGAAAGUAGAAACAAGGAAGACAAACCCCAACAGUCUGAAGGAACGACUGCGCCAGAAAGAAGCUCAAGUUGCUUCUCCUUAAAAAUUGUAACUUUUGGCUCCUGAUAUUUAAAUAUCCCCAGAAAUCUGGAGCGGACUCAAAGAGGACCAGGACAGAAAAUCUACAUUUUCAUCAGCC
Messenger RNA from Xiphophorus couchianus (Monterrey platyfish), 3874 nucleotides. RefSeq names its product formin 1 (gene fmn1). Gene Ontology annotation, molecular function: microtubule binding; actin filament binding. Gene Ontology annotation, biological process: actin nucleation; cortical actin cytoskeleton organization. The record is from RefSeq and is a predicted model, not a curated record. Bases 533 to 3778 code for a protein of 1081 amino acids. Gene Ontology annotation, cellular component: actin filament; cytoskeleton; cytoplasm. The transcript has 17 exons. Lineage: Eukaryota; Metazoa; Chordata; Actinopteri; Cyprinodontiformes; Poeciliidae.